This is a messenger RNA of Verticillium alfalfae VaMs.102, 1062 nucleotides long. Its product is annotated as amidohydrolase family protein. NCBI's taxonomy places the organism in Eukaryota, Fungi, Ascomycota, Sordariomycetes, Glomerellales, Plectosphaerellaceae. The coding region runs from base 1 to 1062 and encodes 353 amino acids. Gene Ontology annotation, molecular function: hydrolase activity. The record is from RefSeq and is a predicted model, not a curated record. The transcript has a single exon.
AUGGCCGACUACCCCAUCAUCGACUCCCACAUCCAUCUCUACCCCUCCUCCGAAGUCGACUCGCUCGCCUGGGCCACCGCCGAGAACCCCAUCGCCGCGCAACGCUCUGUGGACGAAUACCGUGCCGCCACGGGCAACCCGUCCAACCUCAAGGGCUUCAUCUUCCUCGAGACCGACCGCAAGCACGACCUCGCCAGCGGCGCCGCCGACGGGUCUGGCUGGGAGGCCCCCCUCGCCGAGGUCGCCUGGCUCCGCCGCAUCGCCGAGGGCACGCCGCGCGAGGGCGAGGGCCACUCGGCCGCCGACGCCUCCUUGUGCUUGGGCAUCGUUCCCUGGGCCCCGCUGCCCUCCGGGCCCGAAGUCCUCGACCGCUACCUCGACCGCGUCCAGGAAGUCGCCGGCCCCGUCGCCUGGCCCAAGAUCCGCGGCGUGCGCUACCUCCUCCAAGACAAGCCCCACGGCACGGGCAUCGAGUACGACUUUGUGCGCUCGCUCCAGCUGCUCGGCCGCCGCGGUCUCACCUUUGACCUCGGUGUCGACCAGCACCGCCGCGGCAAGCAGCAGCUCGAGGACGCCCUCGUCAUGAUCCAGCUCGCCCACAAGGACGUCCCCGACGACGAAAAGGUCACCGUCAUCGUCAACCACCUCUGCAAGCCCGACCUGACCGUCAUCAACACGGCCGACCCGUCCUUCCAGCACUGGCGCAACGCCAUGUACUCCCUCUCCAAGUGCGACAAGACCUACAUGAAGCUCUCGGGCGGCUUCGCUGAGAUGGCCCCGUCGCUGUCCUCCCAGCCGCCCGACGCCAUCUUCGAGGCCCUCUUUGCCUGGCUCGGCAUCGUCCUCGCCACCUUUGGGCCGCGCCGCACCAUGUUCGCCUCCGACUGGCCCGUCUGCACCGUGCGCGACGGCGGCGCCGUCGACGGUGCCUCCUGGCGCAAGUGGAAACUACUCAUCGAGCGCAUGUGCUACAUGGCCACCAUGGACCCUGAGGACCAGGCUGAGCUGUUCGCCUGUACGGCGCUGCGAGCCUACGGCAUCGAGCUGAGCAAGGAUGCUUAG